UUAAUGGUCGACUGGAAUUCUGUCUAUUCUAAUCCACUCAGUAUAACAUUCUGCGUAUUUGUAGGAAAGCGAAAGUAAAAGCUUUCACCGUUCAAAUGGCAAGACCGCUAACUUCUCAAACAUGAAGACGAGCCUCGUUAUUUGCUUUGCUCUGUCGGUCGUUGUUCUCUCUAAUGGGCUCCAUGUGUUAGGCCCCUCUGGUCCUCUGGCUAUCCAACCUGGAGGCUCGGUGAUGCUGCCCUGUUAUGUUCAAACUCCCAUACCAGUGGAAGAGCUGGAAGUGGAGUGGAGAAGAACAGACUCUGAAACGAUUGUGCAUUUGUUCCAAGAUGGAGAGAGUCAACCAGAGUCUCAGGACCAGGCUUACCAUGAUAGGGCACACUUCUUUAUUGAGGACAUUGCCCGUGGCAACUUCUCUCUUUUACCUACAGAUGUGACCACUAAGGAUACAGGACUCUACAAGUGUGCUGUUUACAGAAACCAGGAAUCUAAUGAAACCUUGAUUGAAAUAAAGAUGAGUGUGUAUUUGACUGUGGCUGGAGGUCAUGUUGUUUCUGUAUAUGCGGGAGAGGACAGCACUCUGAACUGCUCUGUACACUCCCACAUCCCUCCUGAGGAGCUUGAAGAAGUCUCAUGGAAGAAAAGGAAAACAGAUGAAGACAUGGUAGUGUUGCAAUUUAUAAAUGGUCAGACUGUGCCAGAGUCAAUCCAUGAAACAUACAGAGACAGAGUUGAGCUCUUCAGCCGUGAGGAAAUCCACAAAGGAAACUUCUCGCUUAGGCUGAAGAACAUUCAGACUGAAGACAAAGGCUUCUACAUAUGUGAAGUAUUCCAUGAAGACUUAUCAGCUAACACCACAGUGGAAGUACAGCAGCUGGGUUUUUCCAAUAUGCAUACAGGGGUGUUGUGUUUCUGUAUCCUGGCAUUUGUACUUUUACUUGUGCUAGGUUACGCAGCAUACACUUCUAUAAAAAAUAACAAAAACACCAAAUCAGACUUGGCUCUACAGUGCACAUUUGUCUGCUGUCCAACCAUUGCUUUGGCCCUUGCCUUCAUUCUUUGGGGUGUGACUGAGGGGUUUCUUGCUGAGGUGGCUACUUGUUCAUCUCUGAAUCUUUUAAGGAUUCUUUCCCUGCUUUGGGUUAUUUCCCAUUUCAAGACAUUUCCGGCCAAUAUUGUCCUGGGAUUUAUUUUGUUGCUGCCUCUAUGCUGGUUACGUUUUCAGCAGGGGGUUCCAUGCUACAAGAGGUGAUCAUGACAGGCUACAAGAGGUGAUCACUUGAGGCAGCACCUAUGAUGCUUCACAGAAAAGAAGAGGUGAUCCACUACCGUAGGAUCUGCCAUUAAGAAGUUUUGCUCUGGAUAUCAGUUCUGUGUAUCUUGGAGAUCCUAAGUACAGUAAUAUCAGUCUAUCUUCAUAAUGAAUUAUUGGAAGG
This is a messenger RNA of Electrophorus electricus (electric eel), 1436 nucleotides long. The record is from RefSeq and is a predicted model, not a curated record. Lineage: Eukaryota; Metazoa; Chordata; Actinopteri; Gymnotiformes; Gymnotidae.